AUGGAGAAGAUGAUGGGAUUACGGGACAACAUAAGAGUAUCAGACGAAGAUGAGAAGGAAGUGGUAAAGCUUCCAGGAUUCAGGUUUCAUCCCACGGACGAGGAGCUCGUAGGGUAUUAUCUUUCUAAGAAAGUACUCCUCAAGAAACCGAGCAAGAUCGAUGAAAUUGUCAGCCAAAUCGAUAUCUAUAAAUUCGAUCCCUGGGAUCUUCCAAGGUCGAGCAACAUGGAGAAGGAAAACUACUUCUUUUGCAAGAGAGGAAGGAAAUACAGAAACAGCAUAAGGCCGAACCGGGUGACUGGUUCCGGUUUUUGGAAAGCCACGGGGAUAGACAAACCUGUCUAUUCCGAUGGACCUAGUAAAACUGUGAUCGGUCUUAAGAAGACACUCGUGUAUUACCUAGGAAGCGCCGGGAAAGGAACCAAGACAGAUUGGAUGAUGCACGAGUUUCGUCUCCCCACAGCCAAUGACACAAUCCCCGGUGGACCUACGCACUCUAACCCUACUCCAACUUCCUCACUACAAGCAGAAGUGUGGACGUUAUGCCGGAUAUUCAAGAGAAAUGUGUCUAGUCAUAAAUACACUUCGGACUGGAGAGAAUUAGCAAAUGGCAAACGGGUGAAGCAGCAACAAUCUAAUUACAAAGAAGCAUACAUCAGUUUUGGUGACAAUGAAAGUAGUAGUAGUACCAACGUGACCAAAGGGAUCAGUUACGAGAGAAGUUUUUUCCAGCUUCACCAAACUCAUCAACAACAGGACCAGCCAAUUCCUAUGGACACCACACAGGUUGAUUCGCUUCAUGAUUUCUCCACCGAUAAUAACACUAAUCACCAUGAAACCUACGACGACUGGGACGAGCUUCGAUCGGUUGUGGAAUUUGCUUUCCCACCUUCUUCUUUUAGUUAGAUGUUUAAACACACUAGUUAACUUACUCGCAUAUAUUAUGUU
Molecule: messenger RNA, 948 nt
Organism: Capsella rubella
Lineage: Eukaryota; Viridiplantae; Streptophyta; Magnoliopsida; Brassicales; Brassicaceae
Product: transcription factor JUNGBRUNNEN 1
Exons: 3
Coding region: 1-906 (301 amino acids)
Biological process (GO): regulation of DNA-templated transcription
Molecular function (GO): DNA binding
Source: RefSeq, a predicted model, not a curated record